UCUCUUCUAGAAAUAAACCCUUGUUUCUAAUUCGCUUCUCUGCCGCUUUCAAGUAAACUUCUCCAUUCUCCAACCCAAUCAAAUCCAUCCGAUUUGUGUAAUCUCCAUUUUCGGAUAUAAAACCUACAUACUUGUGCGGAGAUUCACAUCAAGUAAGAACCCUAGGCGGCUUCAAUCGUUCCGAAUAUGGGAGAUUUCAACGAUGCCUUCAUGCGGAACAACCCUAAUGUCCAGGCCCGUGCAAAGGCUCAGAAUCGCGCUAAUGUUAUGCAACUCAAGCUGAUUGGUCAAAGUCAUCCAACUGGGUUGACGGCUAAUCUUCUGAAGCUGUUUGAGCCCCGACCGCCUUUGGAGUACAAACCACCUCCGGAGAAGAGAAAAUGCCCUUCAUAUACAGGGAUGGCACAAUUUGUUGGUAACUUUGCUCAGCCUGGUGAUCCAGAAUAUGCUCCACCGGUCCCUGAGGUUGAGACCCCGGCUCAACGAAAAGCUAGGAUCCACAAGAUACGGCUGGAGGAAGGUGCUAAAAAGGCUGCUGAGGAGCUUGAGAAAUAUGAUCCUAGCAGCGACCCAAAUGUUACUGGAGAUCCAUACAAGACACUCUUUGUUGCUAGACUUAAUUAUGAGACAACAGAAAGCAGAGUUAAACGUGAAUUUGAGGCUUUUGGUCCAAUCAAGCGGGUUCGUUUGGUUAUGGACAAUACAAACAAUAAACCCAGGGGUUAUGCUUUCAUUGAGUAUGUGCAUACACGGGAUAUGAAAGCUGCAUAUAAACAAGCUGAUGGAAAGAAGAUUGAUAAUAGAAGAGUUCUGGUUGAUGUUGAACGUGGGAGAACAGUCCCCAAUUGGCGUCCCCGUAGACUUGGCGGUGGACUUGGAACAACAAGAGUUGGAACUGAAGAUGUUAAUAGAGAGGUAGUUCAGAUUGGAAGGGCGGCAUCUCGCUCCGUAGAACCAAGAGUACGAGAUGACAGAGAAAGGGAUCGGGAGAAGUCCCGUGAUAGGGUGCGAGAUAGAGAGAGAGAAAAAUCUCGUGAACGUUCACAUGAUAGGCCAAGGGAACGUGACAGAGAUGACAAACAUCAUAGAGAACGCGAGAGAACUAGGGAUAGAGAAAGAGAUCGUGGACGAGACCGCGAUCGAGAUCGUGAACGUGACAGGACACGUGACCGCGAACGGGGCAAAGAUAGGGACCGUGAGCGAGAUCGCCACCGUGAGAGGGAUAGGGAAAGGGGUAAGGACUAUGAAGGUGAGGUGGACCAGGGUCGUGGGCGUUCUCGUGAUAUAGAAUAUGAUUAUGAGCAUGGUGAAUCAAAACAUGAGCGGGAAAGGCAUGGUGACAGAGAAAGGAACUAUGAUCAUGCAGAACCUGAAGAUGAUCAUGGACGUUAUGACCAUUAUGAUCAUCAUCAAGGUCGAGGAGACUAUGAGAAUCCGGAUGCUCAAGCUGGUGAUGAUCGCUAUAAAGAUGCUAGUCGUGGUGAUGAUCGGUAUGAUCAAAUGGAGGAGGAUAAUUAUGCUUAUGACCACGGGGCAUCUGAGGCAAAAGAAAAGGACCGGGAUCAUAGACGUUCAGAUAGGUCACAUUCUCGUGAAUAUGACUAUUGAUGAUGAAGGGUAUGCUUCUGCUUGUGUUGCUCUGGAAGACAUGGCCUACUGACACCUCAGGGAAGUGCAAUUUUCUAUCGGAAUUCCUGCUUGCUGCUAGUGCGGGAAUGGUGAAACAUUAGAUGAUGGUUUACUAGCAUCGGUCCAUGUAAUGGAAUUUUGUUAUCUGUUUUUGGAAUUGUGUGGUAUUUACUUCAUGUAUUCAGUUUCUAUGUGAACUAGUUAAAUGCGAAUUAUUUGGAAUCUGUGAAAUGUGAUAGUUCUGGGUGCUUGCAUGUCGAACGUA
Nicotiana attenuata is the source of this 1894-nucleotide messenger RNA. RefSeq names its product U1 small nuclear ribonucleoprotein 70 kDa. The transcript has 11 exons. Lineage: Eukaryota; Viridiplantae; Streptophyta; Magnoliopsida; Solanales; Solanaceae. The coding region runs from base 187 to 1608 and encodes 473 amino acids. The record is from RefSeq and is a predicted model, not a curated record. Gene Ontology annotation, biological process: mRNA splicing, via spliceosome. Gene Ontology annotation, cellular component: precatalytic spliceosome; U2-type prespliceosome; U1 snRNP. Gene Ontology annotation, molecular function: U1 snRNA binding; mRNA binding.